Messenger RNA from Closterium sp. Naga37s-1, 3027 nucleotides. Lineage: Eukaryota; Viridiplantae; Streptophyta; Zygnematophyceae; Desmidiales; Closteriaceae. The record is from the annotation of a GenBank genome assembly.
AUGGACGCCCCAUCCUCAACCCCUCCCCAGGCAAUUCCUUCCUCUUCUCCCAAUUCCGCCUACCCUCCCUUGAAACCUCCUCCUGGUAUGGCCUCUCCGUCGCUCUCUUCCCUACCCUCUCCCGUACCCUCUCCCAUGCCCACUGAUAGAGGAGGGAUGUACGACUUUCGGCGGUCAAUCUCCGCUCAGACCGAACGGGAGUCCCAAAAACCACCUGCCAGGGCUGGGAGGCUGGAAAGGUCUGGCAAGUCAGGGGGGCUGGGCGCAGAUCUGCUGUCUGACACACCGAAAGAGCGUGCCGGUCUGCCCAAGACGCCGAGGGCAGGAACCGAUCUUCCUGGAACCUCCAAGGGACGCAGCGGGCUGCCGAAAACGCCGAGAACGUCGAGAACGGCGGAAGGGGAUAGCGCCUUUCGUAAGUCGCCAACAGCAAGGAGCGAGCAGCCCAAGACCCCUGAAGCAGGCAAUGAGGUGCCCAAAACCCUUCCCAGAGCACGAACUGAGCUGGGGCUGAUGGCCCCAAGGGGGCAAAGGGAGCUGUUCAAGACCGCCAAAGCUGCCGUUGGUGCUGGUGGUGGUAGUGGUGCUGUUGGUGGCACUGCUGGUGCUGUCGGUGCUGCUGGUGGCGCUGCUGGUGCUGCUGCUGGUGCUAGUGGUGCUGUUACUGCUUCAAGUCCACGGGACGCAAUGGAUGAAGCUGCUGACGGCAGCAAUGCGUCAUCAACGCUGACAGCGGGUGGCGGCGGCGGUGGUGGUGGUGGUGGUGGUGGUGAGAGAAGCGGCAGGAAGAGCAGGAUGAUGAAGGCAGUGCUGAAGCUGUUUGGGAAGAGCCGGGGGAAAGGCCAGAGCCAGAGCCAGAGGCAGAGUGAGAGGCAGAGCCAGGGCGAGAACAAGAACAGCACGCAGGGAGCACCUGCAGAUGCUCCAGCUAGCCAGAUCACCCCUUCACUGAAUUCCCGUUCCCUUAAGGGGCUGGAUGUUGCUGGGUCUGCUUUUGGGGGCUCGUUUUGCUCUCUGGCUGCUGCCGCUGUUGUUGAUGCUGCUGGUGGUGCUGCUUCUGGUGCUGCUUCUGGUGCUGGUGCUGGUGCUGGUGCUGGUGCUGUUGUUGAUGCUGCUGGUGGUGCUGCUUCUGGUGCUGGUGCUGGUGCUGGUGCUGGUGCUGGUGCUGGUGCUGCUUCUGGUGCUGGUGCUGGUGCUGGUGCUGGUGCUAGUGCUGGUGCUGGUGCUGCUUCUGGUGCUGGUGAUGAUGCUGAAUCUGUUGGUGACCUUGACGCUGAUGCAGGAGAGACACUCUUCGACCUCCCAUACUCAUCCAAUGGUCACCACCAUGACGAGUUUUACGCUGACUUCACGAUGCCUCUUUCCGAAAGCCCCACAUCUCUUUACGGCAACACUAACAGCAGCACGGACGUGUUGACUCGCUUCAAGCGUGCUCUCUCUGACAAGACCGAGCGACCCCUGCCUCUUUUUGAGGACGUUCUUUAUCCGGGCAGCAGUCCACGCCUUCCUGACAGCAGCACUGAUGUGUUGGCCCGCUUCAAACGCGCUCUCUCUGACAACACUGAGCGGCCCCGGCACGACUCCCCACAGCACAGCCCAUACGCUGCUGCUGCGGCAUCUGGAGGUGGGGGAGGAGGAGGAGUAGCAGGAGGGGGAGGAGCUUUUGGGCUCUCUCCCACGUCCGUCCCACGCCCCGUCUCUCGCUGGCACAGGAGGAGCCGGUCUCUCACAAUGCUGCAGCGAGCCUACGGUUCGGCCAGUGAGUUCCUGGGCUCGAGUGAUCUGGAUCUGCUCCUGCUGCAAGAAGCACCUGAAUCAGAUGAGUCACAGGAAUUUCAGGGGUUGCAGGCAUUGCAGGGAGCAGCGGCAGCACGGGAAGGACAGGAGGCUCAACCGCAAGCUGCACCUGCAGCAGCAGCAGCAGCAGCAGUAGGAAAAGCAGAAGCAGUAGCAGCAGUAGCUGCAGCAGAAGCAGCAGCAGAAGAAGAAGAUGCAGAAGGGGAGGGAGGGAAGGAGGAGCAGGAGUCACUUGAGUCUCGGUUGAGGCGGUGGCAUGAGAGCAUGGGUGCCUCAUCUUCCUUCUCCCCCUCACAUCCUCCCCCCAGAGGGCUCUUUGUGCCCGGCCUGCCCCACUGGACCAAGCGGUCGCUCCCUCGCUCGCUGCGCAUCUCCCGCUCGCUGCUCUCCUUUCAAGAGCGAGCGCUGCUGGAGCACCGUCAAGAGACCGCCCUCCUGCAGGGCAUGGCUGGCAGAUUAGAUGGGAAAAACGAUGGCGAGAAGGACGGUGAAAACGAUCCGUGGAGUGUGAGGAAUGGGGAGAGUGACGAAGCGAUUGGCGAGGGGAGCAAGGAGGAGAGGAACAAGAGGAGAGCGAGGAGGUGUGCUCGAGCCAACAGCGACGGAGGUGUGGGCUCCCUGCUGUCAGCAGCAGCAGCAGCAGUAGCAGCACCGGUGUCCCCUGGCGAGUCGAUUCGAGCGGCCGUGACGGUUUACUCGGCUUCCAGGGAGUUCUGGCGCCCCCCCUCCACCCCCAAGCCUGUGAAGCAAGCCAAGGUGUGCCUCCCCAUGUACUCCCCCCCUGUGCCGCCCAUCGGCCUCGAGAAGCUGAUGGAGGGCGGGACUGGGGCAGGUGGGACUGGUGGGUUUGCUGGAUUUGGUGGGGGAGGGGGGUGGGGGUUUGGUGCAGGCUGGUGGGGUGCGGUAGAGGGAGCAGGGGAAGAAAGGAAGGAGGGGACAGGAGAGGCUGGGUGGCUGGGGUUUGAAGGGUUGGUGGAUGCGGCACGGGGGAUGAUGUGGAGGGGAGGAGAUGAAGGUGGGGAGGGGGCAAAGGAGGAGGAGAAAGAGGGGAGUUUACGUGCAGCUACAGGGAAGGAGGGUAUUGGGUACCAGGAAGGAGGGAGAGAGGCCGUGGAAGGAGAAGAGAAGGGUUUGACUGUAGAAAAGGAGGGAAAAUGUUUUGAGAAAGGAGAUGAGGAGGGAGAUACAGGGGGGAUUGCAGGAGAGGAAGGAACAAAGGGAGGUGGGUGA